Molecule: messenger RNA, 1061 nt
Organism: Bolinopsis microptera
Lineage: Eukaryota; Metazoa; Ctenophora; Tentaculata; Lobata; Bolinopsidae
Product: carbonyl reductase [NADPH] 3-like
Molecular function (GO): oxidoreductase activity, acting on the CH-OH group of donors, NAD or NADP as acceptor
Source: RefSeq, a predicted model, not a curated record
AGGCUAAGUCUGCAUCAUGACAGUAUCAGUAGUAACUGGGGCGAACAAAGGAGUUGGUUUUGGUAUAGUCCGAGCUCUUUGUAAGAAAGUUGGAGGAACUGUUAUCCUCACCUCUAGAGAUGAAGACAGAGGACUUGCUGCUGUACAAGCUUUACAAGCUGAGGGGUUGAACCCAGUUUUUGAACAGCUGGACAUUUGCUCUGAUGAAUCGAUUGGAGAAUUCUGUGACGCCAUUAAAUCGAAGUAUGGAGGUAUUGACAUUUUGUGCAACAAUGCUGGAGUUGCCUUCAAAUGUGCCAGUACAGCUCCUCUUUUGGAGAAAGCUGAGGUAACUAUGGGAACCAACUUACUUGCGACAAUAAAAGUCACAGAUGCUCUAAUACCACUGAUGAAGGAUGGUGGCCGAUCUGAAGUUGCGUCAAUGAGUGGUAUUCUAAGCAGAUCGUUCCCUGACUUGAAUAGUCCCAUUAGAAAACAACUGUUGGACCCUGAGCUUACUGUAAAGGGUUUGAGAGAAAUCCACGAUCAGUACAUUGCAGCAGUUACAAAUGAUGAUUAUACACAUUUCAAGAGAGACUCUGUUUACGGACUGUCAAAAUGUUUACUCAUUGCUCAUACUCGUGUUCUCGGACAAGAAAUAAAGAAUAAUUCCAAGGAAUUAAUUCUCAACAGCUGCUGUCCUGGCUGGGUCUCCACUGACAUGUCCAGUCACAAAGGUCCUCUUACUAUAGACGAGGGAGCUGUAACUCCUGUACUGGUUUGUACUCUUCCUUUGGAGGCGGGAAGUGGGAUGUUUUACCGGGAACAAAAGAAAUUUGAUUGGGAAAAUAAUAAAUACAUGUAAUAAGGAAAUCAGAUCCGGGGACCCCUACUAAGUUACUUUUAUAAUUAAUUAGAUUAUCAUUAUCAUUAUUUUGAGUGUGAAAUUGUUAAAUUUGAAGUUGAAUUUUUAAUGCAAUUCAAUUGUUAAAUCUUGAAAAUUGUUUCAUGAAUUUUUGUGAAAUUAAGAUUCGUGCACACUGCACAGUGACCAAUUUAUGUUUUUCUAUUUUAGCUGCAAU